AUGGUGAAAAUCACGUCUCUGGCGGCCCUCUCGCUGGUCUCAGGUGUCCUUGGUGCACCUGGACCUUCUCAAUCAGAAGGAGACAAGGACCUCGAGGCUCGCCAAGGAUACUACUUCCAAAACUGGUCUGAGGGGGGGAGUAAUAUCAGAUGUGUGAACGGGGCUGGCAGCUCCUACUCUGCAAACUGGAACAGCAAGGGCGGUUUUGUUUGUGGCAAAGGCUGGAGCGGUGGUGGUGCAAGGACGAUCAAGUAUAGCGGCACCUACAAUGCCACAGGUCCCGGCUACCUCGCAGUCUACGGCUGGACGAGGAACCCACUCAUCGAGUAUUACAUCAUCGAAGCCCACGCCGACCUCGCCCCCAACGAGCCGUGGACCUCCAAGGGUAACUUCACUUUCGAUGAGGGCACCUACGAGAUCUUCACCAGCACUCGCGUCAACAAGCCCUCGAUCGAAGGUACCCGGACCUUCCAGCAAUACUGGUCAGUGCGUCAAGAACAACGGGUGGGUGGUACGGUCACGACGAAGACGCACUUUGACGAGUGGGCGAAGCACGGCAUGCGGUUGGGAAACCAUGAUUACGUGGUGCUUGCGACAGAGGGCUACACCAAGGAUGGCGGCCCGGGCAGUGCCGGGUCCUCGAGCAUCACUUUGGGUUGA
Messenger RNA from Thyridium curvatum, 660 nucleotides. RefSeq lists its product as uncharacterized. Gene Ontology annotation, molecular function: hydrolase activity, hydrolyzing O-glycosyl compounds. Bases 1 to 660 code for a protein of 219 amino acids. The transcript is spliced from 2 exons. Lineage: Eukaryota; Fungi; Ascomycota; Sordariomycetes; Thyridiales; Thyridiaceae. Gene Ontology annotation, biological process: xylan catabolic process. The record is from RefSeq and is a predicted model, not a curated record.